Annulohypoxylon maeteangense is the source of this 2782-nucleotide messenger RNA. Its product is annotated as THO complex subunit 1 transcription elongation factor-domain-containing protein. Lineage: Eukaryota; Fungi; Ascomycota; Sordariomycetes; Xylariales; Hypoxylaceae. Gene Ontology annotation, biological process: mRNA export from nucleus; regulation of DNA-templated transcription elongation. The record is from RefSeq and is a predicted model, not a curated record. Gene Ontology annotation, cellular component: THO complex part of transcription export complex. The coding region runs from base 26 to 2491 and encodes 821 amino acids. The transcript is spliced from 5 exons.
AGAAUUAUCCUCGUUAAUAUUCGCCAUGCCUUCUGCAAAGAAUCCGGAUUUCGAAGUUCCCCAGGUAGACGCCUUCGCAGCGCUGCUGAAGGAUACCCUAAGCCAUGCGCAAUCUAUUAAAACGAGCAGAUCAAUCGAGCCUCCUCUGACACAAGUUGAUUUUGUCAGCCAACUUGCACAAGUUCCCGCCAUAUUCCCAUCGGAGAAGGAGAAGGAGAAGGCUCGCCAGAAUGCCGCAAUAGAAAUAGCUACACGAAAUACGUUUAGCAGCUUAGUUGCUGGAACUUCAAUCGAUUCACCCGAGUUCGUCCAAGUCUGGAACCUCUUCGACUUCUUGUCGGUCUUGUCCGAUAACGAUCAAUGUGACCCUGCCCUCCUUUUCUGGCUCGUGGAAGAACUUCUCGACAGCCAGACGACAGAAAAAUGUCGCCAGAUCUUCGAUUACCUCGAAUCACGACGAGAGCAAAUAAUAAUACACAACCUUAUUGCGAAGAAGCUGGUCAUCCUACGAUUCUGCAAUGAUCUUCUACGUCGCCUGUCUCGCGCUGAGGAUACAGCUUUCUGUGGUCGGGUUUUUAUCUUCAUGUUCCAGUGCUUCCCUCUGGGAGAUAGGAGCUCGGUCAACCUGCGCGGUGAAUACCACGUUGAGAAUGUCACCACAUUUGAAGACAUACCUACCCAGUCAAUCGAUCAGGCAGAUGGUAUGGUUAUAGAUACAGAAUCCGAUUCCGUUAAGGAUGGGAAGGGGGAAAACAAGUCUACAACCAAAGCUGUUUCGUUCGAUUCCAAAAACAAGCCAGCAGCCGAGAAGCCUCUCGAUACAGAUGCGCUUUAUCCCGUUUUCUGGUCACUUCAGCAAUACUUCAGCCAACCUACGGCAUUAUUCGAUUCGAUAGAGUUGGGCAAGUUCAAGGCUGGAUUAGAAGCAACUAUGUCUGCAUUCGAGACAGUUGAGAAGCUCCAGAGGAGCACGAAAGGCUCCGACGACAACAAGUUGAUACCUCAGAAAAGAAAGCAAUCGGAUGGGGAUGAUGAUCUUCGCAGCAGCACCAACAACCCAAAAUACCUUACAAGUAGAGAGCUCUUUGAACUAGAGAUAAGCGACCUAUACUUCAGACGUCACAUUCUCAUCCAAGCUUUUAUCAUACUAGACUUCCUCCUGUCGCUUACUCCCCGAGCCAGGACGAAGCUAGCCAAUAUCAAGACCCAGAACAGAUCCGUGGUAUACGGUGACCAAACGCUGGGUACCGACGAUAUGAACUGGGCAACGCAAAUGAAGAUCCGAAUCCAAAAUUACAUCCAGGCCGAGAAUGAUGGGUUUUUCUUCUUCCGCGUCCUUGAAAGCGUCAUCUCGAGAGAUAAGGGUUGGGUGCGUUGGAAGGUUGAGGCUUGUCCACCAAUCAAGAGAGAUCCAGUUUCUCCUAACGACUUCGUCGAGGCAAAAGCCAGCGCUAGACGUAUGGCGACAAACAAAAGAUUGCGAGCUGUGCCCAUGGGUUCGCUGUCAUUAGAGUUCUUGAAGGAAGAGGAGGAUGAAAAAGGGAUGGAGAAGUUAAAGGAUCCGGAGAGAUGGAAGCUUCCAGACCUGAGCGAGUUCAAAGACAAGAUUGCUGGAGACGAUCUCGAUCUCGAUUUUGCAAAGAACGACAAGGAAAGAUCUGAGAUCCUCGAAGCCAAAGCCAGUAAGACGUGGAGAGCCCUCAGAAUCGCCCGAAGAUCGAAACUUGCCGUCUUCGACAAGAUUGACGAUUGGCAAAAAAUCGACGUCAUUUUCCAAGAGCAGCCGAAGGCUACAGAUGAAGUUGAGGGGGCACAGGCGAACGGUCACUUUCCUGAAGACAGACGACCGAUCAUCAUAACAGGUCCAAACAAAGUUGGCAAAUCGACACUAGUCUCCAUGCUCUUAGAGAAGCACGAGAGUGUAUUUGGGAAAGUCAUCAAACACACCACGCGAAGUCCGAAGGAAGGAGAGGUCGAGGGCCAGGAUUACUACUUCGUCGAUUCCGAAGCGUUCUACACCAUAUUGAGCGGCCAGUAUUUCCUUGAGUUCACGGACCAAACCGGUAUCGGCUACGGGACGAACCUAACGGUGGUCGAGGCUAUACAAAAAUCUGGGAAGAUUCCCGUGAUCCAGCUUAAUCGUGGCGCUACCGAAACGAUCAAAGAUAACAGCUACGAUGCACGGAUCAUCUUCAUCGCACCCCCAAGCAUCGAAGAACUCGAAGCCCGACUCAGAAAGACGGAAGAUCUUACAGAGGAAGAUAUACAAACGGAGCUGAAAGCCGCACAGGAAGACCUGGAGCAGGUGAAAUCUGAAGGCUUCUGCGAUGCCGUUAUCACGAAUGGGGAGGUGGAGGAGGCGUAUAAAGCCCUCGAGGAGUUCUUGUACGGCGCCCCUAUUGAAACGAAUGGUGUCAAUGGUGAUGGGGCUGAGGGGGAUAUAGUGAUGGAGGGUAGUGAGGCGGCCCCGGAGGUGAUUACUGUGGAGUAAGCACGCAAUCCCGAUCGAAUUGCAGGAAGUACAUCGCACAGAUCGGCAGGCGUGGACGAUACUUCAAUUCAGGAGUCAUUAGUACACGGUCAGAUCUAAGUCUCAUCAGAUCAAAGAGACAGAAUCGCAGCCUUAACCCUGGGUCACCAUGGGGUUUUCAAUGUACCAUCACGAUAAUCGGGCUGGAAGGCAUGAAGUGCAAUAGUUGCUCGGGUUCGGAUCCAUAGGAGUGGAGUGUCGUUAUUUCGCAGUUGAGAUACCCAUCAUAUAAUGAAUGCCUCUGCUACAUCA